Messenger RNA from Colletotrichum tamarilloi, 570 nucleotides. RefSeq lists its product as uncharacterized. The transcript has 2 exons. The coding region runs from base 1 to 570 and encodes 189 amino acids. NCBI's taxonomy places the organism in Eukaryota, Fungi, Ascomycota, Sordariomycetes, Glomerellales, Glomerellaceae. The record is from RefSeq and is a predicted model, not a curated record.
AUGGCCAGUGUCGAAGGACUCCGCGUAAUUGUAGCCGGCGCAGCAACAGGCGUCGGCGCCGACCUGAGCCCUCAGAACCUGGGCAAUGACAAGUCGGUGCUCGAUAUGGAUGCCGCCGUGUGGCAGCGCACAUUUUUGGUGAAUACUACGGGGUAUGCUCUUACGACCAAGUAUGCGCUGCCGCAUUUGAAGGCGGCUGGUGGGGGCACGAUUAUCAACAUUUCCAGUAUGGGCGGCCACUACAUGGGCACACCGGAGCCGAUCCGCGUAGCCUACGCAGCCUCAAAGGCCGCCGUGCACGCCCUCACCCGGCACACGGCAGCAACCUACGGCCCGGACAACGUCCGCUGCAACACCGUUGCUCUCGGCCCCAUCCUCACGGCCGCCCUCGAGAGGGGCAUCGCCGCCAGCCCGGCCAUGCAGGAGGGCCUGAAGAGGGUCCCCCUCCGGAGACUGGGUAAGCUGGAGGAGGUUGGCGCGCUGUUGGCGUUUAUGAUUUCGCCUGAUGCGGCGUACAUUACUGGUGAUAUUUGGUCCAUCAACGGUGGAACUCACGUCAUGACGUAUUAG